AUGAGCUUCUCUUUCUCCUUGAAGAAGUCUUCUGCUGCUAAGCCUGCAGCUGCUGCAGCAGCAGGAGGAGCAGCAAAAGCAGCAGGAACAGCAGCAGCAGCAGCAGCAGCAGGAGCAGGAGGAGUGCGCGCCCCUCUCGCUAUAUUUCAAAAGGCUCUGGAGGAAGAAGAGAGAGCAGCAGCAGAGCAGCAGCAACAAACAGCUGCUCCCAGGCUAUCUCUCUCUCAUUUUUCUCGCUCAAUAAAUAAACAUGAGAAACAAAAAGUAGAAGAGUUGCUGCAACAAGACCCCAACACCUUUGCUUAUGAUGCGGUGUAUGAACAGAUUAGCAGCACACCAGCAAAAGAGCAGCAGCAGCAUUCUCAAACUCAUCGUACAUACCUUGGCUAUACAAAAGAUAUACAAGACAAAAUACACAAAGAUGCGCAAACAGCAGACAUCUUAGCAGCACAAGCAGACCAAGUGUCUCCGCAGGGGCCCCCUACCUCUUCUAGGCCUUCUGUUGUAUACGGAUUAUCCCCAGGGCCCAGAGGGGGGCCCCCAGGGGGGCCCCCAGGGGAAGGGGGCCCCCCAGGGGGCCCCUCUGAGGGGCCUCGACGGGGCCCCCCUCCUCGUUUUAUAGGGAAGCUGGUAUUGCAAGCUCAAAGGAGACAGCUGGAGAGAGAAAUAAUACAAGAGAGACAGCAGCAAAAAGAGAGAGAUAAAGAAGGAGGUGCAGCAGAGGAGGUGUUUGUAACAGGUGCUUAUAAAGCAAGAUUAGAAGAAAGACAGAAAAUCCUUGAAGAAUUAGAGAGACAAGAUAAGAUAGAUGAAGAGAGAGCAGCACAUAAACAGAAAGACCUCUCUUCUUUUCAUUCUUAUCUCCUCAAAUCAGGUGCUGCAACGCGCAGUGCUGCAGCUAUCAGCCCCGCCCCACCACCUGCUGCUGCUCCUGCUGCUGGUGGUGCUGCAGCAGCAGCAGCACACGCUGCUGCAGCACCUAAGCAGACAAAGGCAGAAGUAGUAGCAGCUGCAGCAGCAGGAGCUGCAGCAGCAGCAGCGGCGAAAUCCGAAGGCGCAACACUGUCUCAGCAGCAACAGCAGCAGCAGCAGCAACAGCAGCAGCAGCAGCAGCAGCAGCAGCAACAGGAGACGGGCCCAAUAAAAACAGAGGGAUCUCUCCCUGGCGCCGUCUGCCCCAGCCCCAGCAGCAGCCCCAGCCCCAGCAGCAGCAGCAGCAGCAGCAGCAGCAGCAGCAGCAGCAAUGUGAGCCCCGUAACAAAGGAGAUGGUAGUGCCUUAUAAAAAGAGGUCUGCGGAGGUCAAGACUGUCUCCGUCCCCUCUAAACUGUCUCCUUCUCAGGUAGCAGAGGCGAGGGCUAGAUUUAUAAAAAGAAAGAAGUGCAAACAAGAAGAGUAA
This is a messenger RNA of Eimeria acervulina, 1398 nucleotides long. RefSeq lists its product as hypothetical. The coding region runs from base 1 to 1398 and encodes 465 amino acids. NCBI's taxonomy places the organism in Eukaryota, Apicomplexa, Conoidasida, Eucoccidiorida, Eimeriidae. The record is from RefSeq and is a predicted model, not a curated record. Gene Ontology annotation, biological process: regulation of alternative mRNA splicing, via spliceosome. The transcript has a single exon.